AGUUCGUGUCUGUGAAAGCACUAACACUCCGUGGACGCGACCCCGUACAAUGCGAGGCCCGCCUGCACGAUAUCGUGGGUCGAGCGUUAAGUAUUCCGCGAAUACGUCAACGCGCAAUUUGAUUGUGCAAUAUUUAUGUGCAUGACCUCGCUUCUGAAAUUUCAACUCGGAUCCGAGUAACGGGCCUUCCUUCUCGGCAUCUCUACUGUCCAGUAUCCCUUUUCACUUUUUGUUGAUCAUGGUAGUGGGCAAACUCUCCUUUACAGCGCGGUACGCUCGUCAGCUCAUUCACGAGAGCAUUUCUCGCCAACUCUGCACUCUCCGCGAGUCUCACAAUACAGAACUACCUAUUCAUCUCUCAGGUCUAGGUGGUACGAACGAUACGUUGUCCGGCGCCAAUCGUCCUUCUGGAGCUCAUCUGGAUGCCAGCAUUCCUCUGAAUGUCAAAUUCUGUAUUGUUGGUGCUGGAGUAGCUGGGUUAUAUAUCGCCAUGAUUCUGAAAGAACUUGGUAUACAGUUCGAUCUCGUGGAGGCCUCGGACCAUGCUGGGGGACGUUUCUAUACCCAUAGAUUCAGUGAGACUCCCCAUGACUACUAUGACGUAGGGGCUAUGCGUUGGUCAGAAAUUCCGAUGAUGAAAAAAGCGCUUGCUCUAUUCGAAGAUUUGGAUGUUCCCUUGGUUCCCUAUUACGUGAAUGGUAAGAACACUUCGAUGAUGUUCAAUAGCAUCUUGGGCCCACCUAUGGACUCUUCGGAAUUCGACCCAUACAAGUUUAGUGUCACGAAUGGUGGCAUGGUCCCAGACGAGUUCGUGGCUACUGGAGUUCAGAAAAUCCUCGAGCAGGCGUCAGCACCCUACCUGCAACUUUUGAGGGAAGACUUCGAACAAGGUUUCCAAAGACUCAUGGAGGUAGACGACUACUCCAUUAGAGAAUACUUGCGCGUGUACAUGCAGCUUGAUUAUCAUACCAGUCAAUGGCUAGAGACAUAUAUUGCCCCCAGCGACUUCUUCGACCAAUCUUUUACCGAGUUUGUCAUUAUGAGCUCAGACUUCCACGAUCGGGAGGACUAUGGAUGGAAGUGCAUAGACGGCGGCUCGUCAGUUGCAAUUUCUGCUAUGCUGAACAGGAUUGCUCCCCAUAAACCUGAAUAUUGCACUUCGGCCACUCGCAUCGCUUUGAAUCGAACUCAUGCGAAAGUGGAAGUCAAAUUCGUCACUCCAUCGGGUCAAUCAUCCAUCCGUCAGUAUGACUCGGUUUUUAACACCACUCCCUUAAGUUGCUCACAAAGCAUGGACCUUGUUGACGCCGAGUUGCACCCUACACAAAGAGAUGCUUUGCGUUGUUUGCGAUACGAUACAUCCUGCAAGGUCGCAAUAAAGUUCAAGACCCCAUGGUGGAUUACACGGUGCGGCAUAACAGAGGGUGGUAUAUCGUUCGGUGAUAUUCCAAUCCGCACAUGUUGCUAUCCGUCCCAUAGUAUUCACGAUGACCCGAAGAAGCCAGCCGUGCUCAUCGCCUCAUAUACAAUUGGUCAGGAUGCUCAACGCAUGGGGACCCUGAUUAACCGGGACUCACCUUUUGGGGAGUCGCGGCUCAAGGAAGUUGUAUUGCGGGACCUUGCACGUUUACACGCCAGAUCUGGGAUUACCUACGACUUUUUGGCAGCACAAUACAUCACGCAUCACGCAUAUAAUUGGAGAGAUAACCCAUUCUCCGGUGGGGCAUUUGCGAUAUUUGCGCCGGGACAGUUCAGGCACAUGUACCCGUACCUCGCGCGUCCUGCUGCUGACGGUAAAUUGCACUUUGCGGGGGAGGCCUCGAGUGCGCAUCAUGCAUGGGUUGUGGGUGCGCUUGAGUCGGCGCAACGAGCUGUCAUACUCUCGUUACUGAGGUUCGGACGGCGGGACUUGGCAAAGAAGGUGGAAGAACGCUGGGGGCCUUCGUCCGAGCUAGAUUGGGAAGGACAGGAAACCGCAUAUGUGCAGGCGAUGCUUGGUCGCCUGGAACCAAAUUGUAUAGCCAAGAUGAAAACCCCAGAGAGCUAUAUCGACCCAGAUGAGUAUCAUGAUUUCGAGGACGAUAAGUCUAGUACUUCCGUUACCAAUGAGCCUGACAGUGACAAGUUAUCUGUGCGAUCUGGAAGAUGUUGCAUAGCAUGAUAGGUCUUGUGAGAAUAUUUCCGAGUCCCUGAUGCCUCGAGGAGUUGGUAUAAAUAAAAUAUGACACUCAUUGUUGUGAUGACUACACUGCCAGAAAAAU
This is a messenger RNA of Suillus fuscotomentosus, 2261 nucleotides long. RefSeq lists its product as uncharacterized. The record is from RefSeq and is a predicted model, not a curated record. The transcript has 5 exons. Lineage: Eukaryota; Fungi; Basidiomycota; Agaricomycetes; Boletales; Suillaceae. The coding region runs from base 239 to 2161 and encodes 640 amino acids. Gene Ontology annotation, molecular function: polyamine oxidase activity; L-amino-acid oxidase activity. Gene Ontology annotation, biological process: amino acid catabolic process.